CUAUAAAACUUCAAAACCGUGAUCUUACUUCGUGUCUUGCCGGUGUACAAGGCAAAUUAGUAUAUCCCAAUGAUCCAGAAUAUUAUAACGACCUUAUAGAUGAAAAUACUCGUAUAAGUUAUACACCAUCCAUUUAUCCUACUCCCCCUACUGUCACAUCUAUUUCAUUAAAUUAUGAUAUUACUAAGAUUCAGACUUUUUUUGAUGCUUAUAAUCAACUUGGUUCGGCACUUCCUGACGAUUUAUCAUUCUCAAUAGUCAUAGGUACUGGUUCUGCAGAAUUUGUAGGUGUUUAUCGAGGAACACAAACGGAUGCAACUCAAGCUCUGAGUCAAUUUGUUUCAUCUUCACAACCAACUUCAACUACAUAUACGGAAGAAAGUUUUUACAAUAGCGUAGAAAAUUAA
Dentiscutata erythropus is the source of this 407-nucleotide messenger RNA. NCBI's taxonomy places the organism in Eukaryota, Fungi, Glomeromycota, Glomeromycetes, Diversisporales, Gigasporaceae. The record is from the annotation of a GenBank genome assembly.